Osmia bicornis bicornis is the source of this 10683-nucleotide messenger RNA. RefSeq names its product protein jim lovell (gene lov). Gene Ontology annotation, cellular component: nucleus. The record is from RefSeq and is a predicted model, not a curated record. Gene Ontology annotation, biological process: regulation of transcription by RNA polymerase II. The transcript has 3 exons. NCBI's taxonomy places the organism in Eukaryota, Metazoa, Arthropoda, Insecta, Hymenoptera, Megachilidae. Gene Ontology annotation, molecular function: protein binding; DNA binding. The coding region runs from base 723 to 2900 and encodes 725 amino acids.
UCUUCCCAGUGUUCUGAUUUUUACCAUCCAUCCCUCGAUAGUGGUACACCAUAGUGAAUUAUAAUUGCGCGGGAAAUUUGAAUUCAAAAAGUGAUCCUAUCAAGGAAGGGACACCCGCGGGUGGUUUCUUACGUGUUUGGUUUAGUGUUUGAGAUAGUGUGUGAUCAAGUGACGAAUCAGCUGAUCGUUUAGGGGCGCCACACUCUAACGCGCGCUUUUUCUCUCUCUCUCUCUCUCCUCUCUCUGGCAUCCACGCGGUCCACCGGCUGUGUUUAGUUUUCCCGCCAACCGAUCCAUGCCCGAUUUUUAGCCUCCCCCUUAGGGGAGGUCAAUUUCCUUCAGACCUGUACGGUUUUUCGAAGUCGUAAGGGAGUAGAUCUACGUUACUCGAUUGUAUGGUGGUAAUGGACGAUACAGUGUCAUGUUUGUGUCGCCCUGUGGAAAUAGGCUGUGUAUGCUACGCAUUAGGUGAUACUUGUUGACGGAAGUCGCUGCGGACAGUACACAACGGGCGAUACGGUGUGUCUUUUGGGAAAGUCAGGACGCGAGGAGAAGAGUGUCGUUCAAGAUAGUGUCGAAGGGUCGAGAUCGUUCAGGAUACGUGGGUGUCCAGGUGGGUGCGUGCAUGGAAGAAAGAAACGAGAGGAGGAGCUCGUGGUACGAAGGAGAAACAGGCGGAGCAUCAAGGUGGCUCCGCUAACGGCACGUGCGGCGGUGAAAAAAUGUCGAGCGCCGCGGACAGUCCUGAUGGGAUGGCUUUGCAGUCGCACUAUUCCCUACGAUGGAACAAUCAUCAGACUCACAUACUGCAGGCAUUCGAGGCGCUGUUACACGCAGAGAUACUCGUCGACGUGACCCUGGUCUGCGCCGAAACCAGCCUCAGAGCGCACAAGGUCGUUCUUAGUGCUUGCAGCCCAUUUUUCGAGAGGAUAUUUGCGGAGCACCCGUGCAAACAUCCGGUGAUCGUGCUGAAGGACUUCCCGGGCCACGAGGUGGCGGCGUUAAUUGACUUCAUGUACCGCGGCGAGGUGAGAGUGGGUCGCGAGGAGCUCCCAGGACUGAUGAGAGCAGCGGAGAGUUUGCAAGUGCGUGGAUUAGCGUCGUCGGAGCCAAGGCCGGCGUCCCCGCCGGACACCCCGACGGCGGACCUACUAUUGGGAGAACCGUCGACACCGGAAGGUGCCCGACAGGGCAGCCCAGAGGAGGAUGACAACGCGUCGGAGAGCACGGCACCGCCAACGCGGGAGCCGUCAUCGGUGACAACUACCGCCAUAUUCCACCCAGCGAGGGACCAUCGCGACAGGCUACCGCACAUGGGUCAUUUGCACUUCGGGAUGCGCGAGCUGCGGGAGAGCUGCGGUUCACCGCUGCUGCCACGGCGAAAACAGGCCCGACCCCGAAGGAGAUCCGGGGAGCUGGUACCGCAGGACCUGAGUCGACCCCACGCACCCCCGAGCCUGAGUCCACCCGCCAAUGGGUUGAAUCUGAGCAGUGGUCAACAGCAACAACAACAACAACAACAGCAACACCAUCAACAACAGCAGCCUCAAGAGGACAUGGCGGAGAAUCUCUCUAUGAAGAGGUCCCUGUCACCGAGUGGAGCCGAACAACAUCAAGUGAAAGCGGAGAGCAGCGAAACGGCGAGCAGUCCAAGGGCGUCUCCGCUGACGGGCACAAGUCUGCUGCACCCUGACGGGUCUCUCCAGGACAUCCCGUCUGCAGCAGCAGCGGCGGCGGCGGCGGCGGCGGCGGCUGCUGCGACCGGCCUUCCGGCCAUGUCAGCAUUGUCGCUGACGCCGCCGCAUCAUCACAGCGAGUACCUGACGAGCUUGGGCCAGUUAGCGGCUCAGUGGUUACCAAACCACCCGCAGAACCAACUGCCUCCCCCACCUCAAGGCCACCAUCCGCGAGAAGGCAGCCCCCACGGGCCCAACAGAACGCAUCCCUACCAGCAACAGCAGCAACAACAACAGCAGCAGCAGGAGUCUCCGUUAGGGCCGCGACGCACCUCUGUCACAGCAAUGUUCCCACUGGAUGGCGUGGCAUCUUUGGGUGGCGGACUGUUUCCCCAUGCGGGUGCCCUGGACAGAGGAUCCCUCUUGGCGGACUUGCACGACAGCUUUAAACCUGAAACCCUGCACGGUCUGUUCGGCGCAGCGGGUCUCGGUGGUCACCAUCCGGGGAAAAAGCCGAAAAAGCACAGGGGCGAUGGAGACUCGCCCCGCAGAUGGGGGGAUCAUGGUAGCAGGGGUCUACCGGUUGGAAGGCCCAAAGGCCAGCACAGUGCACCUAGGGGAGGACCUCCUAGAUCGUGGACAAACGCGGAGCUCACCGAGGCACUGCAGCACGUCUGGAACAAGAAGAUGACCACGUCGCAGGCGAGCAGGAUCUUCGGCAUCCCAUAUAAUAGCCUCCUCAUGUACGUGCGAGGGAAGUAUGGGAAGAGUCUGAAGUUGGAGCAAUUGAGGAGGGACUGCACGGGCGCCACCACCGGGGAGGUGGUGAUGAACUCGUUGAACAACAACGUAAAGGCUGUCCAGCCUCCCACGCAAAUGACCCAUCCCCUGACCGGCUUGCCUCCCCACCCAGGCGAUGACGGAGGAUUCCCUCACCACUCGUUGCUGGCCGGCAAUUUGCCCCAGGGUUUCUUCCCUGACUUUGCGGCCGCCGCGUUCCCGGUGCCGGUUAGUAUGGUGCAUUUGCUACCCCCCAGCGAACAGAAGGCUUACGAGUCACCUGCGAACCCCGGCGGUGGGGCCGCGGGCAGCGGCGAUCUGUCCACCGGCCGGAGCAGUCGUUCGCCCUCGCCCGUCGACCAUCAUCAUCAUCAUCACGAGUCUCUACAGCCGCAGCCGCCCCAGUCGGCACCCGCGCUGCUCCAGCAAAACGGGUCGGACUAGAAGAGAACCCUAGGUGCUCGAAGAAUACACUGAACAGAACACAUCUAACCUAAAACACCCCCCCCGAUUUGUUCUCUUCUCGCAAGACUGACUUUACGAAAGGGUACAACGCUUAAGCCGCACGCUGUCUACUCCUUUUUGUCCGUCAGCUAAAAUAUUGACGUCGCCUCCAUGGUCCAGCUGCAAGAUGAAGCUGCGCCCGCGGCCCAGACUACUCGUUAUAUUCAUCACUAUAAAUAGUUCCUGCUACAAAAGAGCGAUCAUACCAAAUAGUACAGUUUAACGGAUGGAGAAAAUUGCUCCGUUGCUUGAAAAUGCCGCUGCAGACAUCCCUCGUCGAGAAAGUGACGGUUCCGCUACACGAGGUAAGACUUGAACAAUAGUUUAAAUGUUCUGAUACCGUGCGGAGACAGCAGGAAUGGUUGUUGCUCGUUUGUUUUACACUUUUUGCCGGCAUAUUUUUGCGACAUAUAUGUAUAUAUAUAUAUAUUGUUACACAGUUUAUUAACGAUGUUGCCGUAUCUGACACUGACCAAAUAGAAUCACAGCUGCUGUCCCCGGGGACGGGUCGAAACGAGCUUCCAAGCUGAUCUUUAUUCAUUUUUAUGCGUCACUUUCGAGCGAGACGUUUGCGUUGCUCCCUGACGCGGAUUUAAAUGCCCGCCAAUUAUCAUCGUUCGGAAAUCGGGGGUUCCACAUGCUAGAUGACGGUCAGAGCUUGCCAGGAUAGUUUGGUGUUUCUCAUUUUCACAGUCGGCCGUUUCUGACCAUAGGGGCGAGCAUUGGCCUAACUAGGGGACAGGUUGGGAUUGAAUACCACAAAAAUGAGGGGUGACCUUCUCACUAUUCUAAAAAAUUUAGCUGGCACAUCUCAUCCGAAAGUCCUAGUUUCGCUAAUGUGUUUGAUAUUCAUCCCCCAUGAUCAUUUUCUAAUUUUCUUUUUCUGCAUUAUCUUGACCAGCUCCGCGCGUCAUCUUGCUGAAAAGAAGAGACAAAUGAAUUUUAAUCGUAGACCAGAAUUUCGCAAACAAUAUUUCGACAGACGGAAGCGCAGGGUAACUAACACAUCAGGGAUAGCCACAGACAAAUCUACGAGCUAACGUAUUAAACUUGUAAAGGUAAAUGAUGAACAAAAAAGAAAAAAAAAAUGAUGAAAAAUGAAAAAAAUUAACGUAAAUCUAUAAUAACGAGAUACACAGAGUGGCGAGGAAACCGACACUAAUGGAAACGGUUCAAUUCCGGUUGAUGUCAUAACCUUGCUGCAAUUAGCGAGAGCGAGAUUAAAAUAUAUUAUUAUUUAAAGAAAUAAUUAGAGUGUAACGAAUGAGUGGAGAGUGGAUGGGUAAGAAGAAGGGGUUUAAGUAAAUAUUAGAGAGACCACAGGCUUUCAGCCCCCAAAAUAGCCUGUACAAUACAAACUGAUAUUAUUGAUUAUUAAUAUUAUAUAUAUAUAUAAAUAUUAUAUAUACAGGGUGUUUCAAAAGAGUUUAUAACUACUUCGAUGGGUCAUACCGCAUGUUCAGUACUGUAUAUGUAUUUGUAUUAUUUAUUGUUUUUUAUUAAGAAUUGACAAUAGCUUCUUUGAAACUAGUUGAAUUGUUUGGGGGGUGUUUGUUCAUUUAAUAAUUUUAUAAAAAUUUUUAUUUUUAAUUUAUUUUUAUUUUUUUUUAACUAAUCAAUUGUAUUAAAUUCAUGGUGUCCGAUUUUAACGCGAUUAGAAUACCUUGAUAACUUACGUUGUACAGUGUCGAGCAUGGAAUUUCCAAGGGAAGAUGAUCUUUGCACAUGACUAUGGGGGCAUUUACCUGUAUCCAUGAGGGUAGAUCUAACUUCUCUCAUACAUCGUCAUUAAUUGAAAAAUAAUUUUUAUAAAAAACAAACUGACCAAUACGGUACGAUCGCAUCGAGAAUGGUUUUAACAAUUUUUUAUCCACUCUGUUGACGAGAAGAAGGAGCGAGAUAAUCUAGAUGAAUGCGUGUGAGAAAAUCUUUUUUUCUCUAAAAAAGAAAAGAAAGAAGUGUACGUGCGAAUGGUUGGUAUGCCCGAUGCGAAAGAGACUACGUAAUAGACAUAAUGUGAUAGGCACCAUGUGCAGACUUCAGUAUUAUUUUGCAGUUAAAACGGGGUAAAAAAGAAACAAAACAAAAAAUACGAAGUGGAUCUGUACGUUAGUUAGAAAACUUACGCCUGUUUCGUUGUUCGUAAGCGAUUAUUUUUAGGAACCACACCCCUGAUCGCGAAAACACACUCGACCAAUCCACUCGGGGUCAUACGAGCCUAGGGAUACUUGUUCGGCUCACAAGAUACCGGAUGUAUGGUUGGCCGUGCGAAAGAGUGAGACUCAGAUUUGCUUGUGUGAAAGGAUACACACGUCUACUCGCAUAAUCACACACGCACACUGAGAUUAAUUAUCAUUGCCACAUAGGUUGUAGGUAGAAAGAAAUGAAGAGGUGCGUGUCGAUUGGUCACUUUAUUACUCGAGAAAUAUUGUGUGGGUUGAUCCAAAGAUAAUGAGACCAUUAAGAAAAAUUUUGAUUUGAAAAACUUAAAUUAAUGUAGAAUAAAAAUUAAUACAUUCAUUAAUUUUUUAUAUUCAAAAUUCAUUUUCAUAAAGUCAUGGCAACUUCAGUUAUUUAAAUAAUCAAUCAUUUAGUGCCAUUUAUUAGUAGCAUUAAAGGCAUUGAAUUACUUCGUCGUAUUUUUUAUAUCUCUGCAAUAGAAUUUCCAUUAUUUUUGGACCAAACCACAUAAGAAUAUGAUUGCACGUAGUACAAGUUAGUUGAAUUAUUGAAGGGGUCGUGUAACCGUUGAAGGGUUGGUCGGUAAUAAUUAAUUCGUUGUUAGUGAUGUUGGACGAAAUAGCGGCGGGAGGGAGGAUACGAAAGGUUGUAUUCGAAUGGUGGUAGAAGAAACAGAAAAUCGGACAUUUGUGAUUUGUCGUGUUGUUACUGAUUUCUUACUUGGGUCGCUAUUAUUAUUACUGUAGUAUGAUUAUUAUUAUUAUCAUCGUUCUUUGUGUUACAAUUAUUAUCUAAUAUUAUUAAUUAAUGAAUUGAUCGGAAGCGAUCGAUUGACUCGCGCCACUUAUGGUCGCCUCGUUUCAAAUGCGACAUAUCAUUAGCUCUAUCGUUAAUUUUCCUUUUCUUUAAAUAAAUAAUGUGCACGUUUUCAACACUUUGACUGGCGUGAAAAUGGCAUUAAAUCAAAAACGCGAUACCGCGUGCUUCAUCGCCAGUAUUUAAAGGUGGCACACAACGACUGACUAGUUUUUCUUCAAUUUUUCAAAGUCCACCGUAGCUUUCUAAAACUAUAAAAUUCAUAUGUCUAAGGGGGUAGAUCUAUGAGGUCAGGGCUGACAAUUCGUUUCACACAGCAUGGAUCUAUUGCCUUUGGCAGAAACCUGUUAGGGAAUAAUCUUCCAUUGAAUAUACUUUUGAGUCAGUGAUGACUGAUUGGUGGUGAAGUUUACAUGGCGGUCAAAGUGUUGAGAAGAUGAGUGAAAUGGUGCGUUAAAAGAUAAGGUGUUUCGAGAGCUAUGCAGAAAAAUCAUCAUCAAAUUCAAAGUCAUUUUUGUGAAAUAAAAAUUAAAGGAUUAGUAUCACUGUAAGCUUAGAGUCUUCAAUAUUGUCAUUUUGAGGGUAGAAUUUGUGAUAUUUUAAGAGUUGCUUUAAGAAGCAUCUCUAAACAAUGAUAAAACUCGACUGCUUAUAAUUAUUUAAAAGAAAUCAUUCAUUUAUUUUUUUAGUUUUUAUAAAAAUAAGCAUCGUCAGUAUCAAAUAUUCAAUAAAUUGGCGGCCAUCAAAAGGCUAGAAUUCAAAAUUCAGCGAAAGUCUUGCAACUUUUGCAAAUUAUAAACAUGAAAACAGUAUUUAAGUUAUUGACUUAUCAUCGAUAAGAACAAUAGCCAAAUGUGUUUUCUAUGUAUAUGUAAAAAGAUAAGUUAAUUCCUAAUUGGAUCCACUAAAUAUUUAGUUUUCCAAGCUUUUGCUCCAUAUUUCUGAUUUUACUUCAACAACCACUCAAAAUGAAUAAUAGAAAAGGAAACAAAUUUCUAGAAAUACCUUAUACUUUUAUUUUACAACUCCACAAAAACCAUUUCACUCAAUUAAUGAAUUUUUAUCGCGAUAAUCUUUCGUACAACGUUACUCGUUAUCCCCUUAGUCCUUAAGUAGGAAUUAUCACCCUUACUAUUGUUAUCAUGAUUACCCUGAUCAUUCUCAUUUUUAUUAUGGUCGUCAAUCGUUAUCAUUACAUCCACAAUUAAACGAAUACACACAUCGUUAAUUAACCAUUCUAUAUUGUAUACACUGUUAAACACUGAUUAUACAUAACUUCUACGUAUACAGUAAAUGUGCAGUUUGAGGCAAUGAGGUUUCCUUGAAUUAAAAAGUCAGAUUUUCCAAUCUAAACAGACAACUAAUUUACAAACAAUUUUACAAACUCCAUCAUGGGUUUCUAAUGCUACAGAAUAGGGUGGUAAAUAUACGGUCUAUGUCAGGACCUACAAUUUCUUUCACAAAGCGUAGAUAAUUUUUCUCUUUGAAUUUUUCCCAAGCUCAUAGGAUUCUUUAAAAGAAGCCUCGUUGCUCCGAAGUGUACAUCCAAUGGCAGAAACAUAGAACAGAGAUACUUUGAUUUUCUGGGACUCCGUAACCGAAGUCACCAUCUUAAGUUCCUACAGUGCGAGGAUGAAAAUAAGUACAGGAAAAGGGAAAAAACCGAACAAGAAUGAGAAAAAGUAUUAUUGUUGAGAGUGAGCGUGAGAGAGAAAGAAUUGAAAGCGCGAGCAUAUACGAUAUCGCCCGGAAGAAAUAAUUAUUUUUAAUUUACGUGGAAGCUGAAUACACUUGUACAUAGGAUCCAAAAGAGCGAGCAGUCGAUUAUUUAUACGUAAUAUACAUACAUACCAAAUAUAUAUGUAUAUACAUAUAUAUUUCACGCGAGCAUUGUUCUUCGGAUACAACCUUCAAAAUUGUAAGAAACUGCGUGAAUGAGAGAGGAAUGUACGAAGAGAGUGUAAGCGAGUGUGAGGAGAGAAUGAGUACAUAAGACACGCGGUUUCUUUGUCGUGCAAUAUGUAAUGUGGGAAGUUUGAGAAAGUUUCCGAGUUCCGUGUAUCGGGUGCAAAAGUGUAUCGGGGGUGCGAGUUACCGGUAUUAGAUGGCGUUCUGCUACCGAUGGUCGGUAGUCAUACCCAUUGUCGGUUAAACAGAUUUAUUCAGUUCUUUUGAACCUAGUUUUUCGCGGCUUUUCACUCGACACGGACGAGGAGGAUUUCCAUCGGUCACUUUUUUUUUGACCGGGUUCCAAUGGUCGUGACAUAGAAACCGUCAAAUUCAACUGUAUAAAAGCGACAGAGAUGAAACCAGGAAAAACAGAUGAAAUAGUUACUGCAUCGGUUGUGCUGUCACGUAGUUCCUAAAUCGCCCUAGCCUCGCCCCGAGCGCACGAGAGAAAAAUAAACUGAAUUUCAAUGCUGUUGCAAUUCGUGGUACGGUAAACGCUGCGACUUCGAUGCUCUUGGUUGAAGGAGUAAUUCAUUAUCUUUAGUAAUAUUAUUAACACUAUUAUUCCUGAUACAGUACAGAGCAUGGAGCUACCUAGGAAAAAAAUGUGAUUUAGUGAAGGAGAGCAGAUUUAGAAAAAAGUCAAUGUAAUUUCAAAAUUUUAAUUACAAAGUUCUGAUAUCCAAAUUUUUAAAUUUCAACAAAUAUGAAUUCAAAUUUUCCUGCAUAAACAUUUACAUGCUAUUGGUAGUUUCCUAGGCAAAUCUCCGAUUCUCAGAACUGUACCUAAUACUAAUAUCCAACUUAACAAAACAGAGAAUUUUUUUUUAAACGCUGCGCUGAAUUUAAUCCUACAGAGUUAUAUCCAUCGUUAUUUAGUUAUCUCAUCCUUUAAUUUUCUACUAAAUAUAAAAUAUAUUGCGACAGGAUUAAAGUCGUGGAGACCAAGAUUUUUAUGAACUAGUUUCACGCAGUGUUUAAGAAAGAAAGUAAUUUAUUUCACCGAUAAUACCAGAGCAAGGGGACAAGUUUCGAAUUUGAAACUAAUGUGGCGAUAUACGGAAUAAUGGAGUUAGGGUUCCAUAACGGUGCUUAGCCGUAUUUACCGUACAACGAAGGUAAGAAGAAAUAGAACGAUAACCGGUUGUUAAUUCUACUUCCGGUUUUGUACGAUACACCCAAUAAAACGAUCGAAAGCGCACAUUGCAGAAAUAUAAUAUAACGAUAUAUUUAUACGAAUUACAAUUGUACCAUAAUGAUUAUAAUACUACUUAUUAUAUUAUACAGAGCCGCCGCCACCCAGUAUAUUUUUUACAGGUUUACAUUGUAUUACAGUUUAUAAAAGUUUGAUAUACAAUAACAAUUACCUAAGGCGCAUUGCCAUGGUGUCGCGUGGGCCUAAUAACUAUAGGUAGAACUGCAAAAAACAUCAUGGACAAUGCGCCACUCUAUAACUACAAUAACUUCCGAGUGUUUGAGAACCGAUGUAUUUCGAGAAACCAUAAGGUAAUGGCGAGCAGGAAGACUUUUCUUUCGUGCCGAACAUAUAGAUAUUUUAUAUGUAUACACAAACAAUAUAUAUAUAUAUAUGUAUAUAUAUAUAUGUAUAAAUAUAAAUAUAUGUAUACAGAAUGCGUGCAGCGCAUUUCACGCACAACGAGACUCUUUAUAAAUAGGAUGGAUUAUGCGAUCAGUCGAGUACAAUUUAAUUAGUAUUGAUCCGCCAAACGAUAGAAAUAGAAACGGAAGGGGGUUGUGUACUGUUGCUGUGACCGUUGCCUUGCGACCAGCAAUAGACUUGCACAUUUUCUUUUCUUUUUUUCUUUUUAAUUUAUACAUAUUUAACACUUUGAUGGUUUUAUAUUUUAUGCAGCUUUAUGUAAGUACAUUCCUUAUCGGGAGAUUAUUAACCCUUUAGGUAUACAUACGCUGUGUCUUACCAUGCUUAGGAUUGUACAUAAUAUUAAAUAAAUGCUUCUCAAAAUCCUAGUUUUGAAGAUAGCAAUUUAAAAAAAAAAUUAAUAUAAUUUCUAAUUAUUAAACGUUAUAAAAUUAUAUUUCCUAGUAAUACCAACUUCAUUAGAGUCUGAAGAGUUAACAGUACAAGAGUUAACAAGUACACCUUCCAAUAAAAGCAACCAUGAUGAAAGGUUUAAUAUAAUUACACAUGCUUGAUAGUUUCAUUAUGAAUUUUUAAAUUGUAAUUAGUAUCUGAUGAGUAAAGGGAUGAUAUGGCCAUCGAAGUGUUAAAAGGAAGCAGAGAUUGUUCGUCGUUCGUUGAUAUUAAUUAUUAAUAAAUGAAUUGAAGAGUACGAAAUAGACCUCGGUUCUCAAACUCUCGUGCCGACAAUGCAUUGAAUAAAUGCUGCAUAACUUGUGAUACGUUUACCACUGGUUACUACAGAGACUUCCUAGCCGGUCCUACGACAGGAUCGGCGCCACUAGUUCACUCACGCACACGAUUCAACGUUUAUACCGAUUUAUUACGGAUUUAUUGAUUACGUACGAUAAAUUCAAUUAGAUGAUGUACUUAAACGAACAGAAAAAAAGAAACGGUCAUUGUGAAAGGCGCGAUGAAAACGAUGUGAUGCGCACACGAGGCUAGGACGAGGCUAGCUACCUAAAUCCCACGUUCACUCUUCGGACUAAAAAGAAAACGAUACAUACGUACACACAUACACAGACAUACACACACGACCCAAUCGUAUUCACCCGCCCUGAUAAUGAGAAUUACUAUAUUAACCCCAAUAAAAACUGUACAUACAAUUGCAACGUU